UGGCGUUUUUCACUUUGGGAAACCGAACCCGCGCACUUCGCGGCUUCCCUGUUUUCCCGCGCGUUGCCCCCGGCCCGGGGCGCGCCCGCCAGCCCGCCCCUCUUCGCGCCGCGCCCUCUCGGCCCGGGAGCCGCCCUCCCCGCGGGGGCGGCCGGGCGAUAACACCGAGGGCGACGGCCGCAGUGCGCGUGCAGCCGUGCGCCAUGGCAGUGUCCCCCGAAGGGACCCCGGCCCCGCCAGUUGAGACGCCGCCGCCGCCGCCCCCGCCGGAAGCGCACAGCUUGGAGCCCGGUUCGGUGAGCGCAAAGCGAGGGGCGCGAGGGGACAGCGGAGCUGGUCGCCUCUCAUUCUGUACGAAGGUGUGCUACGGCAUUGGAGGGGUCCCCAACCAGGUGGCCUCCAGCGCCAUAGCCUUUUACCUGCAACUUUUCCUGCUCGAUGUGGCACAGAUCCCUGCUGCCCAGGUGUCACUUGUCCUGUUUGGAGGGAAGGUGUCUGGGGCAGCUGCCGACCCUUUGGCUGGGUUCUUCAUCAACAGAAGCAGGAGGACAGGGUCUGGACGACUCAUGCCCUGGGUGCUGGGCUGCACGCCGUUCAUUGCCUUGGCCUCCUUCUUCCUGUGGUUCCUGCCCCCCUUCACCAGCCUGCGAGGCCUCUGGUACACAGCCCUCUACUGCCUGUUCCAGGCCCUGGCCACGUUCUUCCAGGUGCCCUACACGGCACUGACCAUGCUCUUGACCCCCAGCCCCAGGGAGCGGGACUCGGCCACCGUGUAUCGGAUGACCUUGGAGAUGGCGGGGACGCUGAUGGGAGCCACUGUCCAUGGACUCAUCGUGUCUGGCGCCCACGGGUCCCACAGGUGCAAGGAGACUGCGCUCCCAGGACAAGUGGCCGUCUCCCCCAACGCGACUCGUCUCUACUGCAUUGCAGCCACUGUGGUUGCUGUGACUUACCCCGUGUGCAGUAGUUUGCUCUGCCUGGGGGUGAAGGAGCGACCAGAUGCUUCUGCCCGAGCCUCCGGCCAGGGCCUGAGCUUCCUGGCAGGGCUGCGCCUCACAGUCCGGCACCCGCCCUACCUGAAGCUGGUCAUCUCCUUCCUGUUCAUCUCGGCAGCCGUUCAGGUGGAGCAGAGCUACCUGGUCCUGUUCUGUACACACGCCUCCCGGCUACAUGACCAUGUGCAGAGCCUGGUGCUAACCAUCCUGGUCUCGGCAGUGCUGAGCACCCCGAUGUGGGAGUGGGUUCUGCAGCGAUUUGGGAAGAGGAUGUCAGCCUUCGGGAUCUUUGGGAUGGUGCCAUUUGCAAUCCUGCUGGCUGCUGUGCCCACAGCACCCGUGGCAUACGUCGUGGCCUUUGUAUCUGGCGUGAGCAUUGCUGUGUCCUUGCUGCUACCCUGGUCCAUGCUUCCAGAUGUGGUGGAUGAAUUCCAGCUGCAGCACCAGCACGGCCCAGGGCUGGAGACCAUCUUCUACUCGUCCUAUGUCUUCUUCACCAAGCUUUCAGGUGCAGGCGCCCUGGGCAUCUCCACUCUCAGCCUGGACUUUGCGGGGUAUGAGUCAGGAGCCUGCAAGCAGGCGGAGCAGGUAGUGGUGACCCUCAAAGUCCUCAUCGGUGCCAUGCCCACCUGCAUGAUCCUCAUCGGUCUGUGCAUCCUCAUGGUCGGCCCCACUCCAAAGGUGCCAAGUCGGAACAGCUCCCGCUCCCUUGGGAGGAGGACCAGCUACAGCCUCGCUUGAAUUUGAGACUCCUGUGAGCUGGAACAGCAGGAGCAGCGUCUUCUGGGCUCCAAGUCCCCCUUUCUUCUCAGCCCUUCGGCACCCCUGCUUCACAGUUUACACAUGACCCGUCUUUUCCCCUGGGAUAUGGCAUCUUCAGUGACUCUCCUGAAGAGAGUGGCCUGGGCUCCAGGAACCCCGCCUGUCAUGUCUUGCCUGUUGACUGCAGGACAUCUCAGAUAGGCCUGUGCCCCUGACUACCCAGCUCCAGGCAACCUGUGACCUGGAAAGCACACCA
Molecule: messenger RNA, 2013 nt
Organism: Eubalaena glacialis (North Atlantic right whale)
Lineage: Eukaryota; Metazoa; Chordata; Mammalia; Artiodactyla; Balaenidae
Gene: MFSD2B
Product: MFSD2 lysolipid transporter B, sphingolipid
Exons: 14
Coding region: 204-1736 (510 amino acids)
Biological process (GO): carbohydrate transport
Cellular component (GO): membrane
Molecular function (GO): sphingolipid intramembrane carrier activity; symporter activity
Source: RefSeq, a predicted model, not a curated record